AUGUUCUCAGCACGCACCUUCAUCACACCGGUAGCCAGGGCUGCUUUCAGGUCACAGGCGGUUCACGCGCCCGUGAACAGCAGGCUCGCCUCGAUCCGUGCUGCGUCCACAAUCUCAGAAGCCAUAACCAAGGAUCAUCGCGAGCUCAAGGAGUACUACAACGAGAUCGUCAACAAUCCAGACAACAUUGACCAUCAGACGCGCUACGGCAAUCAGUUCACUUGGGAACUCGCUCGCCAUUCUGUCGCGGAAGAGCUUCUUGUCUAUCCAGCCUUGGAGAAGUACUUAGGCGACAAGGGCAAAGAGCAUGCCGACCACGACCGGGCUGAGCACCACAAGGUCAAGGUGCUUCUCAAGGAGUUUCAGAAUAUGAGCGCGAAAGACACAGGCUACGUCCCGAAGCUCAAGGAGAUCUGGUCGCUACUCGAACACCACAUUGAGGAUGAAGAGUCCAAGGACCUGCCCGCUCUUGAGAAGGCGUUGAGCUCGAGCGACAACCGCGGCUCGUCUGAGAGCCUGGCCAAGAACUUUGGAAGGACCAAAGCCUUUGUGCCAUCUCGCAGUCAUCCCAGCGCGGGCGAAAACCCUUACUUUGAGGGACCUAUGGGUAUGCUCGCUGCACCCAUCGAUCACAUCGCCGACAUCUUCCGAAAGUUCCCAGAUGGUACUGUGAGCCCAAAUCCUUCCAAGAAGUAG
Parastagonospora nodorum SN15 is the source of this 696-nucleotide messenger RNA. RefSeq lists its product as hypothetical. Lineage: Eukaryota; Fungi; Ascomycota; Dothideomycetes; Pleosporales; Phaeosphaeriaceae. The transcript is spliced from 3 exons. The record is from RefSeq and is a predicted model, not a curated record. Bases 1 to 696 code for a protein of 231 amino acids.